Molecule: messenger RNA, 3093 nt
Organism: Darwinula stevensoni
Lineage: Eukaryota; Metazoa; Arthropoda; Ostracoda; Podocopida; Darwinulidae
Source: the annotation of a GenBank genome assembly
AUGAGUGCCUCGCACCUCUCGAUUUCCGCUGUGUACCUAAGGUACACCCACGGGGGAGCAGUGGAGGGUGAGCUGAUCCUCAGGGUCGAGCCGAAGAUCUACGUGUUGGACUACCUCAAAGACAAUUACCCUGGGUUCGUGAAGGGGUUCGGCAUCGAUAUGGACAAAUACACUGCCGUCUUUCAGCUCCAAAUGAAAGACUGCCACAAAACAAGCAUCCCGGCGGAGGUCCUGGGCAUGGACGAUCGGGAGCUGGCUCCCUCGUCCGUCAACAUCACGGCCACCGUGAAGGAGAAGGGGACGGGUGUCCAGUUCACGGAAACCUUGAUCCUCAACGUUGAAAGGAACCCCUUGGAUAUCGACUUGGAGGUCUCCCCAACGCAUUUCAAGCCUGGUUUUGUCUACAAUGGCCUGGUUAAAGUGAAGGACAGGUCCGGGGCACCCGAAAAGGGUCAAAUGAUCCAGAUCUGCAAGGAUCCUUACGGGUCUUCGGAUGGGAACAAGGGGAAAUGUCGAAAUUUCACGACGGAUUCUCAGGGCCUCGUCCGAUUCCAGGUUCCUCCGCAGGUCCACGACGUGCACUCCAUCAGUUUCGAGCCACUUGCCGACCAAGAGGGGGAGCCCUUCGAUGUAGGUCUAGGAGGCGUCAAGCUGCUUUCCCCUCCACCUCUGCCACCUCCCAACCGAGGGUCUCCUCAAGCUGCAGCUCCUCUACUCAAACUCGACGCCCGACGUCCUCCAUUAUCAGGUGAAACUUCGGAUUCGGCUUUCGUCAGUUCGACGAAAGGGGAGGUGGAGACGGUGGAGGGUUGCGAGGGUCUCCUCAAGCUGCAGCUCCUCUACUCAAACUCGACGCCCGACGUCCUCCAUUAUCAGGUAGCGGCCCGAGGGGACAUCCUUGCCUCCGCCGCCUUUGAUCACAGCUCAGAAGGGGAAGUGGAGGAACUUGGAGACCCAGAGCUCCUUCUCUAUAAAUCCGAUAAGGAGACGCCAGAUCCUGGGCUCUUGAGCAAGGCCACCGUCGAGAUCCCGGUGACUCCCGAGAUGGCACCUGAGAGUAAACUGGUGGUCUUUUACAUUAGAUCCGACGGAGAGGUGGUGUCCGAUCACCUCACCUUCAGAGUGAACCGAUGUCUCACCAACAAGGUGGAACUGGAAUGGAGUGAAAAGGAAGUGGGGCCUGGAUCGAAGGUAGGGCUGAAAGUGAAGGCCGAGCCGGAGUCAGUUUGUGGGUUGAGAGUGGUGGACAAGAGCGUGGACCUCCUCAGACCGGGGGAUCAGCUGAAUUUGGAGAAAGUGUUUCAGGCUUUGGAGCGCUUCCGGAUAUAUGACUAUGAGUCGCCCUCCCAGAGCACGGACUACAACUUCUAAGGCGAUUCAGAGAUCUUCGGUGGCUACGACUCCCGCAGUCAUGCUCUCACAUCCUUUGAUCGUUCGGGUCUACUGGUGCUGUCCGACCUGAGCGUCUAUACCCUUCCCUGCCGAGUGCCUGUGUUCCAUCACACUCAGGCAUUUCGGCCUGUAAACGCACCAGGACUUUUAACGACUACAGUAUCACUCUCGCAACCGGAUGCUUUGGCUGACCAAAAGGAGACACUUGGUGGAGCUCCGAUCGAACCGACUCACGACGAUUUUCUUCCCGUUGAGGUUCGCGACUAUUUCCCAGAGACUUGGCUUUGGUCUCUGGAGAACGUCGGGGAAAAAGGGGAGUUGAAAUUAGAGGAUCUGGAAGUGCCGGACACCAUCACAGAGUGGGUGGGGUCAGCGGUGUGCAGCUCCCCACUGGCAGGACUGGGCUUGUCCUCCCCUCAAUCCCUCAUUGCCUCCCAGCCGUUCUUCCUCGACCUCACUCUACCCUAUUCGAUCAAGAGGGGGGAGAUCCUUCCCCUCCCUAUCUCCAUAUUUAACUACAAGGCACAUCCGUUGCCUAUUCGAGUUGAGCUGGAAGAAUCCGCGUCUUUUAAGGUAGAUGGAGACAAAAUGAAAAGCCUUUGCUUAGCAGAGCAGGGAAAUGAGGUGGUGACGUUCGACAUAGACUUCCUGGAACUCGGAGAAGUGAACAUCACCGUUGUGGUUCGGGUCGACCCUACCUUCCCCGAUGUCUGCGGUCUCUCGUCCACUGCGGAGUGCACCCCGUUAAUAAGUGACGGUAUCGUGAAGCCGAUACGAGUAGAACCUGAAGGGUUCCCGGUAGAAGAGACGAAGAACUGGUAUCUGUGCAAGGGAGAUGAAGAGGUGAAUGUGCUUCACUCACUGAUCCUGCCGGAGGACGUUGUGCCGGAUUCUGCUCGAGCGUGGGUCACCGCCUCUGGUGACCUCCUCGGACCCUCGCUUCAGGGAAUAAAGUCGCUUGUGAGGUUGCCGACGGGCUGCGGGGAGCAGAACAUGGUCGCUCUGGCUCCGAAUAUCUUCCUCCUCCAAUAUUUCAACGCCACGGAUCAACUCAAGCCAGAACUGAAGGCGGAGCUCACCCACAAUAUGGAGAUCGGACUGGACGAUACUGAGGGCUCAGAGGGCUCAGAGACCGGGUUGUCGGCGUACGUCCUCAUCUCUCUUCUGGAAUCGGGUGCCGCCGUGGAUGAUGAAGUGAUCCAGAGUGCCCUGCAGUGCCUGAAGGGUAACCAGAAUCCCUCGACCUACACCCUUGCCCUCACCACGUACGCCUUCAUCUUGGCGGGGGAAACCGAACUCGGUGGGAUAUAUAUGGACCAGCUCCUCAAAAAGGCCACCGAGAAAGAUGGCCUUCUAUUUUGGCACGCCUCUCCUGGUGAACCGUCAGACGCAGUGGACAUAGAGAUCACAUCGUACGGAAUCCUCUCACUGGUGAAGUUGGAUCGAGAAGGCGAUUCCAACAGAGCCCUUUCAGCGGUCCGUUGGGUUGCCUCCAAGAGGAAUUCAAAUGGGGGUUUCACUUCCACUCAGGAUACAGUGAUGGCUUUGCAGGCCUUGGCGCGAUACGCGACUCACGUGGGACUGGGAGACGUGGACAUGAAGAUCCAACUCUCCUCCCGUGACUGGGAGCACACCUUCCAUCUCACAGAUGAGAAUCGUCUUGUCCAGCAGAUGACCCCCGUCCCCUCUGUUCCCUUCUAA